AAUAUUACCCACUAGAGUGUGCGCGGACCCAUACCUCAAUAUCUCCAUGAAAUAACGGACCAUCCGGGGUCUUUUGGCAUAGUCUUUUCAACAUACACACAAUACGUUUGGGACACAAUGUUUAGGAUAAAUUCAACAUACCAUUUAGGACGGACAGUGUGAACACUGGGACGCAGGGGAAGUUCUUGAGUGGUCGUGGAACUCCAGUAAGUACUCACGGAAGCCACUAGUCUUCAUUGUGCAUAUUAGUGUCUGCUGGGUCAAGCUGUGCUUCUCCAACAGAACAAUGUUAAGUCAAAAUAAAACAAUACUUCAUCCGAGAUAUCUUCUUCUUGUAUUCUCUGUUGGACUGAACAUAUUUUUAAUAUAUGAAUUCUUAAACCUCCAGUGUAACCAAUCACCAAUAGUCAGAAUUUUUACACCAUCCGAAAACAAGCCUCCGGAAAACAGCACUAUCCUGCUUAUAUGGAUUUGGCCAUUUGGAAGAAAAUUCGACCUAAAUUCUUGCAGUUCCAAAUUUAAUAUAGACGGUUGUCACUUAACUGUAGAUAGAGAGCUCUACAGCAAAGCUCACGGAGUGCUGAUAAAUCACAGAGAUAUUAAAAGCGACCUGUCAAAUUUACCCACAAAACCACGGCCUUUCUUCCAGAAAUGGAUAUGGAUGCACUUUGAGUCUCCACAAAACACAAGACGAUUCGACGGUCUGGAGAACCUAUUCAAUGUGACAUUGAAUUACAGACGGGAUGCUGAUGUUGUCCUUCGUGAACAAAUUAUGAUUAAAACUGAAGAUGUCGAGGAUAAGAUAUUUCCACAAGUUCUGGACAAAAAGGAUAAGUUAGUUUGCUGGGUUGUGAGCAACUGGAAUGAGCAGUUUGAAAGGGUAAAAUACUAUAAUGAGCUUAAAAAACACAUCAACAUUUAUACCUUUGGACGUCAUUUUGGAAAAGCAGUAAAUGACGCAGAAUACAAGGAAAUAUUAACUACAUGUAAGUUCUAUCUGUCAUUUGAGAACACAGCUGCUCACUAUGACUACAUGACAGAAAAGCUGUUCAAUCCCCUCACUUUCGGAUCAGUGCCAGUGACUCUUGGUGCUCCACGAUACAUAUACGAAAGGUUUGUGCCCAAGGAUGCUUUCAUCCACGUGAAGGAUUUCUCCAGCCCUCAGAAACUUGCUGAACACCUGCUGUCACUGGAUAGGAAUGUUGAAGAAUACAAAAAGUAUUUUCAAUGGCGAAAACACUUUGUAGUCAAACUUGUUGACUAUCCCGAAGAGCAUGCAUGUCGUGCCUGUCAAUAUAUACGGACAAAAAAAGACUACCAGGUCUUUAGAAACCUUAACAAAUGGUACUGGGAUGCCAUCAAAGAUGAGACCUAAAGGUCAAGGGUGUCUUUUUAUGACUGUAUUGCUUUGCUAUUGCUAAACACUGAAUGACACAGCUACUGUAAAUGUGCAGCACCUUUAAUUUUGUACAAAUUAAAGACUUAAAUGCACUACAUGACUUCUAAAAUUUGAACAGAUUUUACCAGUGGGAAAGGUUAUGUAUAGAAUAAUUGAUGACAAGUUGUUCAACUCCAGCUGCCCAGAAUUUCCAGACUCAAAAUUGGUUCUGACUUUCAGCAACUAGCAUCUACUUAUCCAGACUGCAAACCGUGGCAAAAUCUGUGCAGAAGUUGUGUAGUGUAUUCAAGCCUAUAUAUAUUAUGUAUGUAUGUUAUAAUUAAUCACAGUGCUUUUAAAUUUAUUGUUGUAAAUUACAACUUUAAAUUGCUUUUGCUAUUGACAAAGAAUAGUUAUGAUCGGUCUGAGCAAAAUGCUGAGGGUAUCUGGCGUUGUCGUUAGUUUUUUUACAAAAAGCUUUUUAUAUGCUUUAUUAUGCAACUUUAUUUGUAAUGUUUCAGUUGUGAUAAAUGAUUGACUCUUUUUUUACACUUAAAACAUUCAUCAAUGAAUCAUAUCUCACUGAAUUUGUUACUGCACAAACUCUUUAAAAAGUUAUUCCAUUGUCUAUUGUAACAGUAUAGUAUUUCCAUUUUCUCUAGAGAUCGACUGACUGCAUUUUUCAAUGUUAACCAUUCAAGUCUGUUUCUCAAGUUAUUGUAAGAAAAUUUUAUAUCCACCUUAUUCUUCAACACAGAAGUAAGCCUAUGGGUGAGACAUCUGGUUCAUUAGCCGCUAUAGGGAAAUAACAAGAAUAACAAUGUGCAGUAAACGGUAAAACUGUUUAUUUUAUUUGUGUAUAUUGACAAGGGGCCAAUAUUUAUUAAAACAAAUUCACAAAGAA
Labeo rohita (rohu) is the source of this 2282-nucleotide messenger RNA. Its product is annotated as 4-galactosyl-N-acetylglucosaminide 3-alpha-L-fucosyltransferase 9-like. Gene Ontology annotation, cellular component: membrane. NCBI's taxonomy places the organism in Eukaryota, Metazoa, Chordata, Actinopteri, Cypriniformes, Cyprinidae. Gene Ontology annotation, molecular function: alpha-(1->3)-fucosyltransferase activity. The coding region runs from base 287 to 1375 and encodes 362 amino acids. The transcript has 3 exons. The record is from RefSeq and is a predicted model, not a curated record.